Messenger RNA from Dacryopinax primogenitus, 5316 nucleotides. RefSeq lists its product as uncharacterized. NCBI's taxonomy places the organism in Eukaryota, Fungi, Basidiomycota, Dacrymycetes, Dacrymycetales, Dacrymycetaceae. The record is from RefSeq and is a predicted model, not a curated record. The transcript has 29 exons. Gene Ontology annotation, molecular function: metal ion binding. Bases 88 to 3246 code for a protein of 1052 amino acids.
GGCGCAAGGACAUUCCCUAGACGAUUCCAGAGCCUUAGAUCCAUACCUUCUUUCUCUGCUCAGCAUUCCUGGCAACGACGCGGUUUCAUGUCUUCAGAUAUCAGUGCUUCUGCGAACGGUAACACCACCCAGACCAAGUCUGAGCCAUAUGGCAACUUCGAUUUCGUCACACGUGUAAAGCCAGACUACGCAAAUGUUGUGAUUGAGAAAUGGAGAAGUCGUGUGUCAGGACUUUCGGUAGUGCAUGUCGAUUACGAGGCACCGAUCGUGAAGGGCUUCUUUGCUGUGGGGACUGAGAUAUUCGACGACUCCGGAUGCCCACAUACCCUCGAACAUCUCAUAUUCUUAGGUUCUGAGAAGCAUCCAUACAAAGGUGUUCUUGACAACCUUGCCAACCGCGCCUUUGCUCAGGGAACCAACGCUUGGACGGACCAAGAUCAAACGGUGUACACAAUCGAUACUGCCGGACACGAUGGAUUCCUCCGACUGUUGCCGGUGUACCUUGACCAUCUCCUGUGGCCGACUUUGACAGCGAGUGGAUACGUGACGGAGGUACAUCACAUCAAUGGAGAGGGCGAGGAUGCAGGUGUCGUCUAUAGCGAGAUGCAAGGGCGAGAGAACACCCCUAACGAUCUGCUUGCCCUAAGACUCCAGCGUGCCUUCUAUCCCGAGGGAAAUGCGUAUCGAAGCGAGACGGGCGGUUUAAUGGAGGCGCUACGGAACCUCGAUAUCCACCAGAUCCGAAAAUAUCACAGCACUUAUUAUGCUCCCCACAAUCUUUGUGUGAUCAUGAUGGGCAGACUAAGCACGAAGGACCUGCUCAAUGUUCUGCAAUCGCAAGUAGAGCCUCGUAUUAUCGCUCAUGGUCAAGCACAUGGCCCACGCCCUCCGGGGUGGAAGCGGCCGUUCAUGGAAACGAAGACGGCAGAGCCUUUCAGUUUGGGCAAAGGAAAACUUGAGACUGUAGAAUUUCCCGAGCAGGAUGAGAGCGUGGGCGAGGCUUGCGUCUCGUGGAUUGGACCCAAGGCGGAUGAUUUUGUCAAUCAGCAGGCCCUCGAUAUUCUAGGAACAUACUUGACUGACUCCCCCGUGGCGCCCCUGACCAAAGCAUUUGUGGAGACGGCUUCACCUCUUUGCACGGGUGUCUAUAUUUCAGACUCAAUGCGAGCAACGAUUACAACUCUAGAUAUGUACAUGACUGCGGUCCCUACGGAGCUCUUGUCAACGAUUCAAGGGCGCGUGAAUGAGGAGCUGCAGAAGAUUGUAGCGGCCGGUAUCGAUAUGGAGCGAAUGGGAAUGAUUCUCCGACGGGAGAGGCGCCGACUGGCAGACUCGCUGGAAACAUCGACUUCCGAUGUCUUUCUUUCUUCUGUCAUUGACGAUUUCUUGUACGGCGAUCCUGACGGGAAGUCGCUGAGUGAUUCUCUCGACAACACCAGGCGGUACAAUAUGUAUGAACAGUGGACCAAUGAGGAUUGGUGUACUCUGAUCCAGAGGUAUCUCCUUGAUGCACCGAGUAUUGUCAUACUAAGCAAGCCAUCUGGGGAUCUUGCUAAGAAGAUCGAGGAAACAGACCUUGAACGCAUCGCAAGUCAACGGGAAAAACUUGGCCCAGAGGGGCUAGCACAGCGUGAGAAAGAGCUUGCAGCCUCCAUAGAGGCCAACGACAAGGCAAUACCAUCGGAGAUGCUAUCCUGCUUCCCCUUACCUGAUCUCUCUUCGGUCUCGUGGAUUCCGGUGCAGACAGCGCAGAACGAUCCGACGAAGGGCGGCCUGUAUGCUCCAAAGCCGUCCGACACCGAACGUUUGUUACAGUCGGAUGCUACUACGUUGCCUUAUUUUGUGGAAUUCGACCACGUCAAGUCAAAUUUCGUCACAGUGUGCGCGUAUUUGUCGACAGCUGAUCUCCCGAAUGAACUCAGGAACUAUGUCCCUCUGCACCUGAGUUCGUUCUUCUCCCUCCCGAUCAUUCGGGAUGGUGUGGAGGUCCCAUACGAUAAAGUUGUCAACCACUUGGACGAUCUCUCGGCCGCGUACACUAUCGAGAGCCUUACGCAAUUCUCGCAGUUCGUGCGCAUAACACUUAAGGUCCAGCCAGUUCAAUACGAUGUGGCCAUUGGUUGGCUACGCGAUCUCAUGUACAACGCGCGUUUCGACGUCGAAAGACUUCGCAUCAAUGCUAUCAAGAUGUUGCAAGGUCUUCCCGCUCUGAAACGUGAUGGAUCGGUGGUACUUGACUCUGUGCACUACUCCACUUUGUUCAACGAAACAUCUACCGCGGUUGCAUCUGGUCUUCUGACUCAGAUGACGUUUAUUCCCGAAUUGGUGGCUCGGCUCGAAGAAGAACCCGAAGAAGUUGUCAAAGAUAUGGAGGCCUUACGUACCGCUGUCACGCAGCCCUCUGUCGUGCGGUUUGCGGUUUACGGUGAUGUUUUAUCCUUGAAGGAACCACGCUCUGCAUGGGCUAAGAACUUCCGGUCACUACCUCUGACUAAGUUGACACCCAUAUCGUGGAUUCGGGAGUCAUUAUCUGAUCUUGGGAGAAAUCCUGCGAAGAAGGGCGUCGUUGUGACGAUACCGAGUAUCGAAAGCAGCUACUCCAUCCACAGUACAAAGUCGCUACCAUCUUGGGAUCAUCCCGAUUACGCAGCCAUGAGAGUGGCGGUAGAAGUAUUAGAAGGGAUGGAGAGCUUCUUAUGGAGAUAUAUUCGUGGGGCUGGGUUGGCAUAUGGUGUCAAUAUUCUUGUGGACGUAGAAGCUGGCCUUCUAUCCUUCUCCCUCUAUAGGGCACCUGAUAGCUACAAGGGUUUCGUGGAAGCCGCCAAAGUGGUGAAGGAAGUUGCCGAGGAGAAGCUAUUCAUUGAAGACACCACGAUGGAUGCCGCGAAGAGCACUCUAGUGUAUAAUUUUGCGUCGCGGAUGGGAACAGUUGGCAAAGCGGCUGUGUCUUCGUUCAGCAACCAAGUACUGCGUGGCGUCUCUGUGGAUCAUCAUCAUGAAUUGCUGCAGAGAUACAAUGGUGUCACGAGGGAAGAGGUCCUUGCGGCUAUUCGGAAGUAUAUCCUUCCGGUAUUCGAUCCUGCACACUCUGUUGCGGUGGUUGUUUCAUCGCCAAACAAGGCGGAGGAGAUUACGGCUGGCCUGAAGAGUGCUGGGUUUGAUGUUGAGUCUCGCAAGCUCGAUCUCGAACUAUCCGAUGGCGAGAGCGACUUUUCAGAUAACUCAAUGAGCGAGGACAGCCGGUAGAUUAUCCUUUGAUACAGUGACCAUAUUCUACUUUCCCUCAGCUCCGCUCUCGCCUUAUUCUUCAUUUUGUCAAAUGGUUAGAGUUUGCUGCGUCCAGGAACUUGAAGCAUGAUACGCGUUCCCAGUGUUCGUCGACCGCAUAGCGGGGUUCUAAUAGCGCAGGUGGGGAUGUUCGAUUCGGGAAGUCGAGGUCAAUCAAGUAAUCGCAUGUCCCAAUAUCGACAUAGUGGGUCGGUUCUUCCCUGUUGAGAUGAUUCAAAUCCGACGGGACAAACCUCGUGCCCUCCCACUUCCAGAACGGGUCGCCCCCCUUGCUCUGUACAAAAUGCCGUGGGAGCAUGCCGUCAAACUCGCUCUUGACAAACUCGACGUCUAUCCCGUCGGGCACGUGGAAGUGGCUCGGGAAGCGGUACCACUCCUUGCCUAAGCAGAGGGUGAGGCUGAACAUAGAUACUGGGGAGAGGUCUACAGGCUCGUCCGCGUCGUGCUUGGACGAGGCGGUGGACUUCUUGAUCUGCUCUGUGAGGAGACCGUUAGUGUUGAGUAGUCGGGGAAGCUCGACGUAUUCGAAGUGAUUUAGCACGUCGAGGGGUGCGUGGUAGUACUGGUAGAGGGCGAGGAUGCGGGAGAUUCCAACGAGCGAGGAGAGGAAGAUGACGGCGAAUGUCACCCAGGGGAAGAGGGAGGCUUUUGAUGCCCGAUAAGGCGACUUGGUGAUGUGUACAUAGACCGUCUCCAGCAACCCACGGAAGAGAUAGACAGUCGUCGCAGCGUUGAAGCACAAUAGAGGGUAAGCAGGAUACAUGAACCUCUCCUCCUUAUGCUUCUGGGCGGAGAGGAUCAUAAACCACAGGUAGAAGGGUACGACCCUGAGAGCCAUAAGGGUGAACGGGCUGCUUUCGUUCGGCCCUGGUCUGCUCAUGCCUAGCCUGCGCCGGUCGAAUCGAUAAGUUAGGGCCAGCAUGGGAAGGGAAGCGAGUGCCAAAGGGAGGAGAACGUUGAAGUUGAGCACGAGGUUGAGGAUGUAGAAGUACCAAGGCUCGGUACCGUAUAGGUCUGGACCGCGUGAAGAGCCGGAGAAGAUGUUGUAGCGAAUUAUAUUCCAGGGUGUGAUGGUGAGCGUGUCAUAUGCGAGGGAAUCGACGCCGACAACGGGGAUGAAUAUGGUUGCUGCUACCACCCCACAUCCGACUAGCCUGGUCGCCCUGGACCAGAACCACUUGGUUAAUUCUCCGGACUUGACUCUGCGACCUUCUUCCAGCAAUUUAUCGUGUCCCAAUACUCCGAGCUCUUCCGCUACGAAAGGGAGUGCGAUCGCGAGCGCAAAUGGCCAGCCGACGAUAGCGCCAAGCGCGAAGUACAGGGUAGUAGCGAGCGUACGGUAGGCGUCGGUAUUGGAGGGCGGCUUGAACCAGUGGGAGCAAGCGAGCAUCGUAGUGUACAUCGCGAAUGACGAAGGGAGGAAAGACACUGAAGCGUUCCACAUGCCAGCGCUGAACAGGAGCAUGAAUAGCAGAUAUCUGCCAAGGCGAUAGUUCAUCUGUUCGACCACUGUCCUGUAGAACUUGGCUUCGCAGAAACUGCACGCAGUGGCCAGAGCAAUCCGUACAGCGAAGAAUGAUGCACGCUUCGACCCCGCGUUUAUCAGCGGAGGGAGGUGCACGGCCGGGUAGUGCAGGAGGAUGUAUGCCCAGCUGCGGAUCGCGUACUCUGGACUGAGUUCCCAGGUUUGGAAGGCAUAACCCUUGGAGAGAUAGUGUAGAGGCUCGAAGAAGUUGAACACUUCAUCACAAUCGCUCACACCAGCAUACAUCGCCGCUCCUACCCUGACAAGUAUCAACAUCCUAAACGCGACCGACAAGCUCGGUGUCCAUGGCCCUCGCUGCGAGCGCCUGAGCUGGUCUUGUAGGAGCCCACUGUGCCUGUUUAUGGAUUUGGACGGGGUGGUCGCCUGGUGCUUGCGUAGUCGAAGGGUUUGGGUGCCUGGAAGUGCAGGCGCUGUUAUUGGGGUAGCCAUGGGUGGGAGGAGGGAGGAGAGGACGAGGAGAGAAGGACGGGAUGAAGCAGAUU